Molecule: messenger RNA, 954 nt
Organism: Hypoxylon fragiforme
Lineage: Eukaryota; Fungi; Ascomycota; Sordariomycetes; Xylariales; Hypoxylaceae
Product: DASH complex subunit Dam1-domain-containing protein
Exons: 3
Coding region: 133-759 (208 amino acids)
Biological process (GO): mitotic sister chromatid biorientation
Cellular component (GO): mitotic spindle pole body; mitotic spindle; mitotic spindle polar microtubule
Source: RefSeq, a predicted model, not a curated record
AACCUUGAACCCUUGGAGUCACCAACCUAAAUCGCAACACCUAGAUAAUUCUUAACUACCUACCAAGGGCAAUCAGAAGAAAACAUUCGAGACUCGACCACACAAACUACUAUUGGCUUUAAUCCCGCACCAAUGUCUGCAAACGAAGGCCACGAAAGCGUGCGACGGCCGCGCUCCACGUCGCGAUCGCGUCCAACAACACCCCUCCGCCCCUCCUCCCGCUCCUCCUUCCGCGAAUCCGCCCAGCGCAGCGUCGAGGGCAGCGAACCCUUCCCGUUGAACGUUUUCGAGCCAGCGUUCGCCGAGCUUUCCGACGCGGUUGCCGAUCUAGAGGCCAACAUGAUGCACUUCCAACUUAUGCACGAAAGUCUCGCUCGGUUUAGUGAGGACUUCGCAAGCUUCCUGUACGGACUAAACAUGAACGCUUUUUGCGUGGAUUUUCCGGAGGGACCAAUUGCCGAGUCAUUUCGUAGAGUCAAGUUAAACGAGGACCAACAACCUACCACGGGCCGAUCACGAAGCACAGAACGAGGAGAGAUGAUGGAUGGGGAGACAACAUUCAUGACUACGGAUACAUCCUUCGUAGAGAAUCCACCAACCGUGUCCAAAGCGACCCCCAAGAAGUUCGCGACACCUGAUACCCGCCAAUCCCGUAUGCCUGGUCCAUCAAGAGGUGGCACGCAAUCGAGAGGUAGAGCUGGGACAAGCAGAGGUCGUCCGAGUGGUCUUGUGAGGCCGAGAGCUCGUGGGUUAAGAUGAGCCAUGCUGAUGAUUGACCAUCAAUCAUACGAAUUUAUAUGGUGGUGAAAAGCCUGGAGUUGCAUUGCCGCAUUGUUGCAUACUAAUUCAUAGUAAAAUGCGCCCAGCAAUGCGCUUGAUCGACGACACUUGGUUGAUCUAUGGAGAGAGACCUAUAUCACGAGAGCGUCUCUCGAGGUUCAUAAAGUGAGAUGG